Messenger RNA from Dichotomopilus funicola, 984 nucleotides. RefSeq lists its product as uncharacterized. Gene Ontology annotation, biological process: chorismate biosynthetic process; shikimate metabolic process. The record is from RefSeq and is a predicted model, not a curated record. NCBI's taxonomy places the organism in Eukaryota, Fungi, Ascomycota, Sordariomycetes, Sordariales, Chaetomiaceae. The transcript has 3 exons. Bases 1 to 984 code for a protein of 327 amino acids. Gene Ontology annotation, molecular function: shikimate 3-dehydrogenase (NADP+) activity.
AUGACACCGAUCGUGACGCCUCGUGAACAGCAGGAGAAGCAGGGGGGGUUAGCCAUCGCCCUCGACGCCCACAUCCAACGGCUUGACAAACAUGGUUUCUUAUUCGGGAAAGGACUCGCAGCGUCAAUGUCACCGCUGUUGCACUCCGUUGUCUACCAGGGGUUGGGUCUGCAAUGGGGGCAAAUACGUCUCGAUUCCACCGACAUGGACCUUUUCCUGCAGCUCAUAAAACACCCAAAAUUUUAUGGGGCAUCCGUCACCAUGCCACAUAAGGUUACCAUCCUCAGCCGAUUGGAUGAGCUGACAGAGGAAUGCCGCGAGGUGGGAGCAUGCAACACACUAUUCCUCCGCCACCUUCCGGACGGCCGUCGUCUAUUCUGUGGUGCCAACACUGACGUCGUCGGUAUCCGCGAGUCCUUUAUCCAAAACGUCCCGGUUGGCUCAUCCGUCUACGAGAACCGCCCAGCUAUGGUCAUUGGCGGCGGCGGUGCCGCCCGGUCUGCCAUAUACGCCCUGCAUAAAUGGCUCGGCGCUACUCAGAUCUAUCUCGCUAGUCGUGACGACAGUGAAAUCGAGGCCAUCGUGGCCGAGUGCAAGGAGCGGUCCUAUGGCGCUCGUCUCUUAUAUGUGAAGACACCCGAGCAGGCUGAGGCGCUUGAAGCACCUGGAGCGAUCGUGGCGUGCAUCCCGGACCGGGCACCAGUGACCGAAGGUGAACAAACCCUCAAGAGAAUCACAGAGGUUAUGCUGCGGAAAGAGCGGAAAGGGGCGCUGUUGGAGAUGUGUUAUAACCCUUCGCCUUUUACGGCAUUAGGUGCCCUGGCGGAGUCGGAGGGGUGGCAGGUUAUCUUGGGGACAGAGGCCAUGAUCUGGCAAGGUAUUGAGCAGGACAAAUAUUGGACUGGCCGCGGUGCGGAUGAACUUCCAGUCACGGAAGUGAAGAAGGCGAUUGCUGCGAAGGUUAUAGAGAUUUCGAGGCCAUAG